Messenger RNA from Penaeus monodon (black tiger shrimp), 895 nucleotides. RefSeq names its product ATP-dependent RNA helicase glh-2-like. Lineage: Eukaryota; Metazoa; Arthropoda; Malacostraca; Decapoda; Penaeidae. The transcript has 2 exons. The record is from RefSeq and is a predicted model, not a curated record. Bases 18 to 764 code for a protein of 248 amino acids.
GCUGCCAACAUAGGACAAUGAAGACCUUGGUGUUAGUGUUGGUGGCAGCGUUGGCCACAGGUCAACAGUUCCAGCAGACUGACAUUUUCGACAUUGCUGUAAAACUUGCUGAACCUGGUUUCUUCAGUUCUGGCUUGACUGGGAAAGGCGGCCAGUUCCAAAUCAGUAGCCAGAUUCAGAACACUGGCACUGGAGCCCAGUUUAGUUCUCUCAAUUCAGGAAACAGUGGGCUCCAGGCUGGUUUGCAGAGUGGUGGAUUUGGUGUAAGCGGCAGUGGGUUCCAAUUUGGGUCUGCUGGCAGUGGUUCAACUGGUUCUGGAUUCCAAUCUGGUUCAUCAGGCACUGGUUUCCAACCUGGAUCAACAAGUGGUAGAUUCCAAUUUGGUUCAGUAUCUGGCACUGGACUCCAGUCUGCCUUAUCAACUGGUACUGGAUCAACAGGUAGUGGUAGAUUCCAGUCCAGUUCAACAUCUGGAUCUGGAUUCCAAUCCGGUAAAGGAAGCAGUGGAUUCCAAUCUGGUACAGGCAGCAGUGGAUUCCAAAUUGGAACAAGCAGCAGUGGAUUCCAAUCUGGUGCAGGCAGCAGUGGAUUCCAAUCUGGUACAGGCAGCACUGGAUUCCAAUCUGGUUUAACAAGUGGCAGUAAAUUCCAGUCUGGCUCCUCAACUGGCUCUGGAGUUCAGUCAGGUUUAUCAGGCAACACCGGAUCUCAAAUGGCUCAUCCUUCGGUUCAGCAACUGGCUCUCGAUUCCAGUCAGGUAUAAGCAGCGGUGGAUUCCAGUCUGGUUUAACAAGUGGCAGUAAAUUCCAGUCUGGCUCCUCAACUGGCUUUGGAGUUCAGUCAGGUUUAUCAAGUAACACUGGAUCUCAAAUUGGCUCAUCCUUUGGUUCAGCA